UAAUGGCUUUGAAAAAAGUUAAAGGCAAUUUCGAACGUAUGUUUGAUAAAAAUCUCACCGAUCUGGUGCGAGGUAUACGUAAUAAUAAGGAUAAUGAGGCCAAAUACAUCUCCCAGUGCAUUGAAGAAAUCAAACAAGAAUUGCGACAGGAUAAUAUCAAUGUUAAAUGCAAUGCAGUGGCCAAAUUGACUUAUAUACAAAUGCUUGGCUAUGAUAUAUCGUGGGCUGGCUUUAACAUCAUCGAAGUAAUGAGUUCCUCACGCUUCACUUGUAAACGUAUCGGUUAUUUGGCUGCCAGUCAAUGUUUUCAUCCUGAUAGUGAGCUAUUGAUGUUAACCACAAACAUGAUACGAAAAGAUUUAAAUUCCCAAAAUCAAUAUGAUGCCGGUGUGGCAUUAAGUGGUCUUAGCUGUUUUAUAUCACCAGAUUUAUCACGAGACUUAGCCAAUGAUAUUAUGACACUGAUGAGCUCCACCAAACCUUAUCUACGCAUGAAAGCCGUCCUUAUGAUGUAUAAAGUAUUUCUACGUUAUCCAGAAGCUUUAAAACCUGCAUUUCCUAAACUUAAAGAGAAACUGGAAGAUCCUGAUCCAGGGGUACAAUCCGCUGCCGUUAAUGUUGUUUGUGAAUUAGCACGUAAGAAUCCAAAAAAUUAUCUUCCUUUAGCUCCUGUAUUUUUUAAACUAAUGACAACAUCAACCAAUAAUUGGAUGCUUAUUAAAAUUAUCAAAUUGUUUGGCGCUUUAACUCCUUUAGAACCCCGGCUAGGAAAGAAAUUAAUAGAACCACUCACAAAUCUUAUCCAUAGCACAUCGGCUAUGAGCUUAUUGUAUGAAUGCAUUAAUACAGUUAUAGCUGUGUUGAUCAGCAUUAGCAGUGGUAUGCCAAACCAUAGUGCCUCUAUACAACUUUGUGUACAAAAGUUGCGUAUCCUCAUUGAAGACUCCGAUCAAAAUUUAAAAUAUUUGGGGCUCUUGGCCAUGUCAAAAAUCUUAAAAACUCAUCCGAAAAGUGUUCAAGCCCAUAAAGAUCUAAUUCUGGCUUGUCUGGAUGAUAAAGAUGAAUCGAUACGUUUACGAGCUUUGGAUUUACUCUAUGGCAUGGUAUCAAAAAAGAAUCUCAUGGAAAUCGUAAAACGCCUUUUGGGUCAUAUGGAACGUGCCGAGGGUUCCAAUUAUCGUGAUGAACUUUUAUAUAAAGUUAUUGAAAUUUGUUCACAAAGUUCAUAUUUGUAUGUAACCAAUUUUGAAUGGUAUUUAACGGUGCUUGUCGAAUUAAUACAAUUGGAGGCUGGUUCCAAACAUGGUCGUUUAAUUGCUGAACAAUUAUUAGAUGUUGCUAUAAGAGUGCCUGUUGUUCGACAAUUCGCUGUAAAGGAAAUGACAAAUCUGCUGGAUACAUUUUCUAUUUCAUCUCAAAGUAAUUCAAUGUAUGAAGUUUUAUAUGCAGCUGCCUGGAUUGUUGGAGAAUUUUCCAAUGAAUUAGAGGAUGCAGAGCAUACUCUGAAUAUUCUACUCAGACCACGUCAAGUGCCGGGACACAUACAAAGUGUGUUUGUACAGAAUGUUGUUAAAUUGUUUACACGUUUGGCCACAACAUGCCUAGAAAAUGAAGAUCCUGAAGGAUUAGUUAGGCUUUGUAAUCAUGUUUUGGAAAAACUACAAGAUUUCAAUAGUUCCGAUGACAUUGAAGUCCAAGAACGUGCCAAUUCCGCUUGCAUUCUCAUCGAAAUGUUGAAAGCUCAAUUUAAUGAUCAGGAUGAUGCCUACAAUCAUCAGCAUCAUCAUCAAGUCGAUUUUAUUGGUUCCGAUGAGACUGGUGUUGUUGAAACAACACAAAGACGAAUCUCCACAAUACCCACAUUGGCUAUUGAAAUUGUUCAAGAAAUGGCUUUAUUAUUUGCCGGUGAUCUCAUACCGGUAGCACCAAAAGCUCAACGGAAAGUUCCUUUACCCGAUGGCCUUGAUUUAGAUGAAUGGAUUAACCCGCCACCUGAAGAUGAUACCGACGAAUCGUCGCAUGAUGAAAAGGAGGAACUAUUUGUUAGUUCGUCAGCCCAAUUGGAUGAGGGCGGCAGCGGCGGCAAACGAAGGCCCAGCGAAGAACUGACACCAGAACAAAUUGAACGUCAACGUAUGCAACGCAUGAUUGAACAAUCCAAUAAUCCACACUAUUUGAAAUCGACACCCUCCACGCCGGAUGUUGGUUCUAUGCAUGCUCGUUCAUUGAGCAGUAAUAAUUCACAACAUAAUGCCGAUCAAUAUGACAAUAUUGAUGAUAUACCAAUUGCGGAACUAUCAUUAGACAUUCCAUUAAAAGUUGGAGCCACCAAACGUUCAGAUCAAUAUUUACUGCAAGAGACUGCUAACAGCAGCAGUAAGGAUAAGAAAAAACACAAAAAAUCCAAAAAGAGCAAAAAAUCAAAAUCAAAGACUACAUACAAUUCAACAUCGGAAUCAGAAGAUGAUCCCAAACCUAUGCACAUUGUCAAUACAACACUGGAUAUGCCUGAAGGUGUUUCAUUAUCGGAUGGCGAUGAUAAAGAUGGCAAAUUUGAUUCAGAUGAUCCUCACAGAGCAUUAGAUAUUGAAUUGGAUAUGUAA
Molecule: messenger RNA, 2603 nt
Organism: Musca vetustissima
Lineage: Eukaryota; Metazoa; Arthropoda; Insecta; Diptera; Muscidae
Gene: garnet
Product: AP-3 complex subunit delta
Exons: 14
Coding region: 3-2603 (866 amino acids)
Biological process (GO): neurotransmitter receptor transport, postsynaptic endosome to lysosome; protein targeting to vacuole; synaptic vesicle budding from endosome
Cellular component (GO): endosome membrane; AP-3 adaptor complex; membrane coat
Source: RefSeq, a predicted model, not a curated record